Leptosia nina is the source of this 2067-nucleotide messenger RNA. The record is from the annotation of a GenBank genome assembly. Lineage: Eukaryota; Metazoa; Arthropoda; Insecta; Lepidoptera; Pieridae.
AUGGCAAAGGUCAUGCAGUUGUUGAAUGUGAAUCUGUUGGAUACGUCGCGGUGUUGUUCCGCGGUCGACAGGUUGAAGCACUUGUGCCUUUGUCGGAAAUACCAAGGUGACAGUGAGGAGCAACUGCGUCAGCGCAAGGAAGCCGAAGAGCGAAUCGCAGCCCAAAAUGAGUUCCUCCGAACCUCCUUACGAGGGUCACAUAAGCUACAAGCGCUUGAGUCGAAUCCGCCUAACUCCACGUCCUUCGUCAACGAAGCCUACGAAGAAGACGAGGAAACAUCACACUUGUAUAACCUAGUUGAUUACCAAGAAGUAUGUGCAGCUCUAUCGAGGGUCCAAAAGGCGCUGGGAUCCAUCGGCGAGUCCGGUCUCGCGGCGAGAGUCGCCGGCGCAGCCAGUGCGCUGCUCAACCCAGGUCUGAGGACAGCCCUGGCUACGAGGUCCGCUGUUUUGACAACUGUCAGACAUAAGCGACCUGGCUUGACUCCCCCACAAACGCAACGAGCGACAGAUCGCUUAAAAGAUUGUAUAGAUGUACUAGGAUCACAUACGUCGUCGGGAGGCGAGACGUCGGGGCUGGCAGCCGAGCUGCUGUCCAUACUGGGCGGUUUGGAGCUAGAGAACUUGCUGCAAGCGCACGACCAAGCGGCCGCCUUGCUGGACCCCUCUUGUUUUGCGAGAGGGAAACGAAAUAAGACUGCAAACCACGUCGGCGAGAAUGACAAGUUCCAGCCGAGCAAUUCGCCGGACGACACCAGCGAUACAAUUAAGAUUAUUAAAAUCGAAAAGACUAAUGAACCUCUUGGUGCUACAGUGCGAAACGAAGGCGAGGCCGUGAUAAUAGGUAGGAUAGUGAGGGGUGGUGCAGCGGAGAAGUCUGGCCUGCUGCACGAAGGAGACGAGCUGUUAGAAGUGAACGGUGUGAGCAUGCGAGGGAAAUCAGUGCACGAAGUGUGCCAAGUGCUGGGAGGAUUGGUCGGCACGCUGACCGUGGUGCUGGCGCCGCGGGCCAGGCCACGCCCACCUCCCGCGCAUCGCGUGCUGCAUGUGCGUGCGCACUUCGACUACGAUCCAGAGGACGACGUCUAUAUACCUUGCAGGGAACUAGGUAUAAGUUUCCAAAAGGGCGACGUCCUCCACGUGAUCAGCAGAGAGGAUCCGAACUGGUGGCAGGCAUUCCGGGAGGGUGAGGAAGACCAGACCCUAGCCGGACUUAUUCCUAGUCAAGCAUUCCAGCACCAACGGGAAUCGAUGAAGUUAACUUUAGCCGGCGAAGUGGCGGCGAGAGAUAAGCCUCGGAAAGGAGGCACGCUUCUCUGCGCCAAGAAGCCACCCCGGAAGAAGAAGGGGAAGAAGGCCACCAGUGAAGCCGGAUAUCCACUUUAUUCUACUUCCGGUGGUGAUGAAUAUGAACAAGAAGAGAUCCUAACAUACGAAGAGGUCGGUCUAUACUACCCUAGAGCAUCACACAAGAGACCCAUAGUCCUCAUCGGUCCACCUAACAUCGGGAGACACGAGCUGCGACAGAGGCUGAUGGAAGACACGGCGAGAUUUGCGGCUGCCGUGCCACAUACGUCGCGGCCUCGCAAAGAUCACGAGGUGCCCGGUCAGGACUACCACUUCAUUUCGCGGACGCAGUUCGAAGCAGAUAUCCUCAACAGGAAGUUUGUCGAGCACGGGGAAUAUGAGAAAGCGUAUUAUGGUACAUCAUUGGAAGCGAUACGCGAAGUGGUGAACUCUGGCAAGAUCUGCGUACUAAACCUUCACCCGCAGUCUUUAAAGAUUCUACGCAGCUCUGAUUUGAAGCCCUACACGGUGUUCGUGGCUCCGCCCAGCUUAGAGAAGCUCCGGCAGAAAAAGAUCAGAAAUGCGGAAGCCUAUAAGGAAGAGGAAUUGAAAGAAAUAAUAGCAACAGCCAGAGAUAUGGAACUCCGCUGGGGCCAUCUCUUCGACAUGAUCAUCAUCAAUAACGACACUCAACGCGCCUAUCAACAACUAGUUAACGAAAUCAACAGUCUCGAAAGAGAACCACAGUGGGUUCCAGCGCACUGGCUCAAGCACACCUAG